Messenger RNA from Cottoperca gobio, 2496 nucleotides. Its product is annotated as E3 ubiquitin-protein ligase TRIM39-like. Lineage: Eukaryota; Metazoa; Chordata; Actinopteri; Perciformes; Bovichtidae. The record is from RefSeq and is a predicted model, not a curated record. Gene Ontology annotation, molecular function: zinc ion binding; protein binding.
ACCUGACAAACAGCUGCAGGAGGAGGAGCAACACAGGAGGAAGGAGAGCUUCACGUCACACUGCAGAAGUGAAAGUAAAGUUUGUCAGAGUGGAGCCACGCUGCAGUCGAGACAAGUCUCAGUUUCUCUCUAAAACAAACUGAAUUCAUCAGAUCUUUGUCAACAACACAGCAGAGUCUCUGCCAAACACUGAUAUGGCUGCUGCAAACUAUCUGCAAUCUGAAGACCAGUUCCUGUGCUCCAUCUGUCUGGAUGUGUUCACUGAUCCAGUCACCACAUCAUGUGGACACAACUUCUGCAAAAACUGCAUCAAUGCACACUGGAAUACUAAUGACCAGUACCUGUGUCCGAUGUGUAAAAAGGCUUUCAGCACAAGACCUGAGCUCCAUGUCAACACUUUCAUCUCUGAGAUGGUUGUUCAGUUCAGAGAGUCAGAGCAACAGAAAACCAGCAGCAGCAGCAGGUCAGAGAAACAAGUUGAUAAACCAGGAGAAGUUCCCUGUGACGUCUGCACUGGAACCAAACUGAAGGCUCUGAAGUCCUGUCUGGUGUGUCUGACCUCCUACUGUGAGACUCACCUGGAACCUCAUCUCACAGCGUCAAGCCUGAAAAGACAUCAGCUGAUCGAUCCUGUGGAGAAUCUGGAAGACAGGAUGUGUACGAAGCACGAUAAACCUCUGGAGCUGUUCUGUAAGACCGACCAGACAUGUGUCUGCAUGCUCUGCACUGUUUUAGACCACAAGAUGCAUGAUGUUGUUCCUCUGAAAGAAGAAUAUGAAGGAAAGAAGGCCGAGCUGGGGAAGACAGAGGUUAAAGUUCAGCAGAUGAUCCAGAAGAGACGACUGAAGAUCCAGGAGAUCAAACAGUCAGUCGACUUCAGUAACAAAGAUGCAAACAGAGAGGUGGCAGAAGGUGUUCAGGUCUUCACUUCUCUUAAGGAGUCUGUUGAGAGAGGACUGGACGAGCUCAUCAACACGAUCAAGGAGAAGCAGAAAACAACAGAAAAACAGGCCGAAGCUUUCAUCAAAGAGCUGGAACAGGAAAUCUAUGAGCUGAUGAAGAGAAGGACUGAGGUGGAGCACCUCUCACAGUCUGAAGACCAACUCCAUCUUCUCCAGAGUUUCCAGUCCCUAAACAUCCAUCACCAACCACCCACCAAGGACUGGACAAAGGUCAGGGUCCCCCCACCAUCAUAUGAGGGGACUGUGGUGAGAGCUGUGGCUCAGCUGGAGGAGACACUCAGUCAAGAGAUGAAGAAGCUGCUUGGUGAAGCUGAGCUGAAGAGGGUCCAGAAGUAUGCAGUGGAUGUGACUCUUGAUGCUGAUACAGCAGAUCCUUAUUUAAUUCUGUCUGAUGAUGAGAAACAAGUGAGUGAUGGUGAUGUGGAGAAGAAUCUCCCAGACUACCCAAAGAGGUUUUCUAAAUGUGCUUGUGUUUUAGGAAAGCAGAGUUUCUCUUCUGGUAGAUUUUACUUUGAGGUUCAAGUUAAAGGGAAGACUAACUGGAGCUUAGGAGUGACCAGAGAGUCGAUCAACAGGAAGGGACCUGUCUCACUGAGCCCUCAGUUUGGUAACUGGACUAUAUGGUUGAGAGAUAUAAAUGAGUACAAAGCUCUUGAUGCCCCUCGAGUCCUUCUCUCUCUGAAGUCUCAGCCUCAGAAGGUGGGGGUGUUUGUGGAUUAUCAGGAGGGUCUGGUCUCCUUUUAUGACGUAGAUGCUGCAGCUCUCAUCUACUCCUUUACUGGCUGCUCCUUCAAUGAGAAACUCUUCCCAUUCUUCUACCCGGGUCAGAAUGAUGUUGAAAACUCUGCACCUUUAAUCAUCUCUUCUGUCAGAGUCGACUAAUCACUUACGUUAUUUCAUGUAUUGAUUUAAUUCUAUUCAAGGGAAUAAACGUAGAUAUUUAGAGGUAACACUGUAGUUUACAUCUUAUGUUCUACAGAAUCCGUUUACUGUGUUGAUUAAGUUACAUUUCAUUGUUAAGAUUUAUUUUAUUAUGUGCAUACUUUACAUUGCCAACACUAUAAAUUGAUGCAUUGAUCUUUUCAACCCUGCAUCAUGACACACGUUACGUGCAGAAUAUCAAUGUAAACCUCUGAUAAAAAUUAUUUUCACUUCCAUAAGGAAUCAUUGUUUAUAAUAACCACAAAUAUGUCAAGUUGCAGUUUGCAGCAUUUUAGCAAAAUUACUCAAAAUCAAAGUUUAUCGUUUAAUUCUUCUUUUUGAUGUGCAUCCACAGAAACAUAUUGCUGAAUAUUUCAAUGUCAUAAGGCUUCUAUUAAGAGUAAGGCAUAAAACAUGCCUUUAGUAUGUUCAGAAUACAGUAUUUGUUGUUGUUAUACCGACAUAAAAAGUUAACUGACAAAGUAAAUUAAUAGAAUAGAUGCCGACGGCGAUUCCUAUUUUGUGUGAAGGGUGGUUUACUUAAUUACUGGUAACUUGAGUCUAAGAAAUGUGUAAACAUGUGAUUGUGAAAUAAACUAGUUGUUGAACACAA